Punctularia strigosozonata HHB-11173 SS5 is the source of this 2041-nucleotide messenger RNA. RefSeq lists its product as uncharacterized. Lineage: Eukaryota; Fungi; Basidiomycota; Agaricomycetes; Corticiales; Punctulariaceae. The record is from RefSeq and is a predicted model, not a curated record. The transcript is spliced from 6 exons. The coding region runs from base 1 to 1971 and encodes 656 amino acids.
AUGGUGCAAGGCCUCGUUCUCAAUGCGGCAGACCACCCCAUCAAGAGCGUCACCAUAUUUAAGACCUCUAAAGCGGAAGUUGUCCGUACGUUCAAGCUCGACCUGAAGGUCGGACAAAACAGGGUCGAGGUUACCGGCUUGCCUUCAUGCAUGGACACGGACUCUGUUCGUGUUACCGGUCUGGGCGAUGCCCGCCUAUUCGAUGUUAUCUGCACCAUCACGCCCUCCGCGACGCGCGUAUCGUUACCCCACAGCCCCGCAGAGCAAAUUCGGCGAUUGGAGGCCAAACGGAAGACUCUGGAGAGCAUGAAGCAUGUUCGGGAGCACGAGGAAGAUAUCUUGACCGAUUACGGCAAAAGUCUGCGGGGCGAGCACGUAUCUCCCGCUGACGCUUCCUCGUUCCUCGAUGGGUUUAUCGAACGCGCCCAAAAGAACCUCGAAGCGCUCGCGGAGCUCGACGAAGCGAUCGUUCAAGUCAAUCGUGAAAUACACACGGAGAAGGAGCGCGCUGCGAAGAAGAAAGGCGACUCCCGUGGCGAGGUCACAGUCGUCAUCGUCGCCGACCAGGAUGGUCCGGUAGAGCUCAAGCUGACAUAUAUCGUCGCCAAUGCCUCUUGGGAGAGCACGUACGAUCUCUACGCUACCACCGACAGCAGCGGCCAACCGGCGAAGUCCGUCUCGCUUAAUUACCGCGCACGCGUUACCCAAACCACCGGGGAGGAUUGGGUUGACACUUCGCUCGUACUCAGCACCGCGAGCUCCGACAUGUCAGCGACAGGCAUCCCGUUACUACGAGGGCUACGCAUCGACCCCGCUUACAAUGCUUUCCGUCCUUCGGGAGGAUUGUUCGGCAACAACACAAUCAACGUGCAGGCGCACUCGCAGAAGCAAACGAACGGGUCUGUCUUCGGAAGUAACUCUCCGUUCGGUGCUUUCGGCGGUUCGAGUACGAAUCAGGCGCCAUCGGGAACCAGUCUAUUUGGGAAAGCGGCCACUACGGCCGUCGCAUCUCAGCAGCAGGCAACAACGGGAGGCGGUCUGUUUGGGCAACCAGCAGCCGGCGCCGGCGGCCUGUUCGGCGCCGCAGCACAGGUGCAGCAAUAUCAGGUGCAGCCCGUUCAACAAUCCACCGGUUUUGGGCCGUUCGGUCAGGCUGCUCAGGCCAGCAGGCCAGCAGAUGCCUUUGAUCAGGAUGAAGACGAGUCCGUUCUCGUUGACGUGCCCAACGUCAGUGCCUUGAAAGAACCGACGACCGUGGUCAGCGAGAGCCCGCUCUCUCUCACGUACUCUGUGGACGGCAAGUCGUCCGUUCCCAGCGACGGUCUUGGGCAUCAGGUCUCGGUGGCGUCGCUUCCGUUUGAGUGUACUACGACGUAUGUAUCGGUACCACGAGCGGCGUCUGUUGCAUACCUGCAGUGCUCCGUGAGGAACACCAGCGAUUACCAGUUGCUCCCGGGACCCGUGAACGUCUUCCUGGACGAAACUUUUGUCUCGAAAACGAGGAUCAGGAACGUCGACUCCAAAGAUACCUUUGGCUGCACCUUGGGCAUCGACUAUUCCCUUGCUAUGACUUACGUGCGGCGCUCAGCCACAAAGGAAGGCGACGGUGGCGCAUUCGCCGAGAAGUACAACAGCACGACGUACACCGUUCAGAUCACCGUCAAGAACAAGCAUCGCUUCCCGAUCAAGGGUCUGGUCUUGCGCGACUCGAUUCCUACCGCCGCCGAAGCAAUCAAGCAGAAGGUCCGCGUCAUCCUGCGCAAGCCGGACGGUUUGGCGGACGCAUCGCAGGGCGAGACCGUCUCGGUCGAGGUCAAGGGUGGGAAGGCCAAAGCGAAAUGGGCAGCGGAUGGAGAGAAGGACGGGAAAUACGAUUGGGUGUGCGAUCUGGAGCCUGGGAAGGAGUUGACGCUGGAAACGGUAUACGAGGUUCGAGCGCCGGCUGACAUGGCCUGGAAUUUGGCUUUCUGAGACGGAAAUAUCCGUUUCGUGUGCGCUCGGGUGUAGCGUAUCCUCCUGUACUCAUACAUACAUGCAAUGC